Molecule: messenger RNA, 1133 nt
Organism: Macadamia integrifolia
Lineage: Eukaryota; Viridiplantae; Streptophyta; Magnoliopsida; Proteales; Proteaceae
Exons: 3
Coding region: 246-815 (189 amino acids)
Source: RefSeq, a predicted model, not a curated record
AAUGAUUCGGGUAAUUACGUUGCCCUGUUCGGCUGUUUCCCUUUUGCGAGUUAGGCUCCCUAACAUGAAAUUAAUAAAGGGAAAGAAUAGAUCGUCUCUGCCUAUUAUUGCAGUCGUACAGGCUAACUUGACUUCCACCGUUACUGGUACGCGGAUUUCAGUCUAAGAUCUUCUUCCCUCACUUCUUCGCAUCCCGCUUUUCAUUUCCAAGAGCCCAAAAGAGCGAAAGCUCUAGAAAGAGAGAGAUGGCAUUACAUCAGGAGAGGUUGUGCAGCCCAGUGGUGGUGAAGGUGACGAUAGCAGUGAUGGCACUGUGCUUGGCUGGUUACAUACUAGGGCCUCCACUUUACUGGCAUCUCAGCGAGGGUUUAGCCGCUUUUAGUCGCUCCUCUUGCCCUCCCUGCGUCUGCGAUUGCGCUUCUCAGCCCCUUCUCUCCAUUCCCGAAGGAUUAAGAAACACCUCCUUUGCAGAUUGUGGGAAGCAUGACCCUGAGGUGACUGAAGACAUGGAGAAUAACUUCACGGAGCUGUUGUCAGAGGAAUUGAAGCUACGGGAAGCUGAAGCCUUGGAGAAUCAGCAGCGUGCUGACAUGGCAUUGCUUGAGGCAAAGAAAAUGGCAUCUCAGUAUCAAAAGGAGGCAGACAAGUGCAAUUCAGGGAUGGAAACUUGUGAAGAAGCAAGAGAAAAGGCUGAAGCUGCAUUAUUGGCGCAGAAGAAACUGACUUCAAUGUGGGAGAUGAGGGCUCGUCAGAGAGGGUGGAAAGAAGGCUCCACCAAGUCUCAUGCUCACACUCAAGAUGUUCAGGCAGUGUAGGAAGGCUCCUUAAGGAAAUGUAUUGGUACAAGGACAGUUUUCAUGUGCACUGCAGUGUUCCUAGUUUGGUUUGCACCUCGAAGAGGGGCAUCUUGGGAAAGGGGCUUUGGGGGGGAACUUGGAAUAGAGGAGAUGGCAGAGCUACCAAUUCCAAAUUAUAUCCAUCUCAAUCUGUUUGGUGGUGUUGUUUAGAUUCAUGAAUCUGAUCACUUGACCGAGGGGAUUGGAUGUAUUUGUUACAGUUACUUGAUACAGAACCAUGCUUUGGUUCUGUGGCUUCUUGAAGCAAUUCAUCCCAAAAGAGUUAAGUUUCCCUUC